UCCAGCCUCACAGGACUUCUCGUCUCUGUACCUGAACCGCCGGUACGAUGCCGCUGCCCCGUUCCCUGUCCAUGUCCUCGCUGAGCGGCGUCCUGCCGGCCUGGGAGGACGAGCAGCUGCCCGUGGAGGACCUGCUGCUGUUCGAGGUGGCCUGGGAGGUCACCAACAAAGUUGGAGGGAUCUACACCGUCAUCCAGUCUAAGGCCAAGAUAACGGUGGAUGAAUGGGGGGAGAACUACUACAUGAUGGGCCCCUACUUUGAAAACAACUUCAAGACUCAGGUGGAGGGCUGCGAGCCCCCCAACCCUGCCAUCCGCAAGGCCAUGGAUGCCCUCAUCCACAACGGCUGCCAGGUUCAUUUUGGCCGUUGGCUGAUCGAGGGCAGUCCCUACGUGAUCCUGUUUGACAUCACUUCUGCUGCUUGGAACCUGGACCGCUGGAAGGGGGACCUUUGGCAGACCUGUAACAUCGGCCUGCCAUACAAUGACCGAGAAGCCAACGACUCCCUGAUCCUCGGCUCCAUGAUCGCCUGGUUUUUCAAAGAGCUGACAGACGAACUCGGAGACACACGCAACGCCAUCGCUCACUUCCACGAGUGGCAGGCUGGUCCCGGCCUCAUUCUGGCUCGCUCCCGCAAUAUUCCCAUGGCAACGAUCUUCACCACACAUGCAACGCUGCUGGGACGGUACCUCUGUGCUGGGAGCGUUGACUUUUAUAACAACCUGGACAAGUUCGAUAUCGACAAGGAGGCUGGAGAGCGACAGAUCUACCAUCGGUACUGCCUGGAGCGAGCAGCCGUGCACUGCGCUCACGUCUUCACCACGGUGUCCCAGAUCACAGCCGUGGAGGCCAACCACAUGCUGCACCGGAAACCAGAUGUGGUGACCCCAAACGGGCUGAAUGUGAAGAAGUUCUCGGCCAUGCAUGAGUUUCAGAAUCUGCAUUCCAUCAACAAGACCCGCAUCCAGGAGUUUGUCCGAGGACAUUUUUACGGUCAUCUUGACUUCAACUUGGACAAAACGCUCUUCUUCUUCAUUGCUGGUCGGUAUGAGUUCUCCAAUAAGGGAGCUGAUAUUUUCCUCGAGGCUCUCUCCAGACUAAACUACCUGCUGCGGGUCCACAGAAAUGACAUGACGGUAGUAGUCUUCUUCAUCAUGCCAGCUAAAACCAACAACUUCAACGUAGAGUCGCUGAAGGGCCAGGCGAUACGCAAACAGCUCUGGGACACAGCUCACACUGUGAAGGAGAAGUUUGGUAAGAAACUCUACGAUGCUCUGUUGAAAGGAAACAUCCCUGACAUGAAUACCAUUCUGGACCGAGAUGACCUCACCCACAUGAAGAGGGCCAUCUUUGCAACUCAGAGAAACAGUCUUCCUCCAGUGACUACCCAUAACAUGCUGGACGACACCAAGGACCCAAUCCUGUCCAAUGUCAGACGCAUCGGCCUCUUCAACUCCAGGAACGACCGCAUCAAGAUCAUCUUCCAUCCUGAGUUCCUGUCCUCCACCAGCCCUCUGCUGCCCAUGGACUAUGACGACUUUGUCCGCGGUUGUAACCUCGGAGUAUUCCCUUCCUACUAUGAACCCUGGGGAUACACACCUGGUGAGUGUACCGUCAUGGGUAUUCCCAGUGUGACCACCAAUUUAUCGGGUUUCGGCUGCUUUAUGGAGGAGCACAUCUCAGACCCGGCUGCGUAUGGUGUCUACAUCGUAGACCGACGGUUCAAAUCCCCGGAGGAGUCAUGUAAUCAGCUGACCCAGUUCAUGUUCAGUUACUGCCAGCAGUCUCGGCGCCAGCGCAUCAUCCAGCGGAACCGGACUGAGCGGCUGUCGGACCUUCUGGACUGGAGAUACCUGGGCAGGUUCUACAUCCACGCCCGCCAACUGGCCCUGAGCAGAGCAUUCCCAGACAAGUUCAAGAUGGAUCCCAAUGCCCCUCUGAAGGCGGAGGGUUUCCGGUACCCCCGGCCCCCCUCUGUGCCCCCCUCCCCCUCUGCCUCCAUCCACUCCACCCCCCACCACAGCGACGACGAGGACCAGGACGAUGAUGAGCCGUACGACGAAGACGAGGAGGCGGAGAGGGACCGGGUGAACAUCAAGGCUCCGUUUGUGCUCGGAGCCGUUCCAGAGGGGGAGACGAAGCAACCGGAAGAGUCUGGAAACUGAAAUCCACCACCACAACCACCAAAUGACCCAUUCAAGGAAACCACUGGACAUUUCUUAACUCCAUCUGCAGGAAAACAACACUUUCAUGAAAGUUUUGGAGGUUUGGCAAGCUUCACAGUCGCACAGACUUGAAGGAACCAAGCCAGAGGAGCCGCGACGCGCUCCAAGCUCGCUGUGCGGCCCCAUCAGCUGCUUCCUCUAGGUAAUUUGUAAUUUUUGAAGGUGUUUUUGCAACCCAAAUCAGAAUACGUUGGUAUGAAAUGGAAUAUAUAAAUUAAAAAAAGUCAC
Cololabis saira (Pacific saury) is the source of this 2453-nucleotide messenger RNA. RefSeq names its product glycogen synthase 2 (gene gys2). The record is from RefSeq and is a predicted model, not a curated record. Gene Ontology annotation, molecular function: alpha-1,4-glucan glucosyltransferase (UDP-glucose donor) activity. The transcript has 16 exons. Gene Ontology annotation, cellular component: cytoplasm. The coding region runs from base 48 to 2165 and encodes 705 amino acids. NCBI's taxonomy places the organism in Eukaryota, Metazoa, Chordata, Actinopteri, Beloniformes, Belonidae. Gene Ontology annotation, biological process: glycogen biosynthetic process.